Molecule: messenger RNA, 1134 nt
Organism: Spinacia oleracea (spinach)
Lineage: Eukaryota; Viridiplantae; Streptophyta; Magnoliopsida; Caryophyllales; Amaranthaceae
Exons: 2
Coding region: 1-1134 (377 amino acids)
Source: RefSeq, a predicted model, not a curated record
AUGGGUCCUCUUUACCUCAAUCUGUGUCCUGGGUGGUGUUUUACUACCAACAUCAGUCAACAUAAGAAUGGAAGAAUAAUAGUGGGGUGGGAUCCAGAUGCUUUUGAAGUUAACAUCAUCUCUAUGAGCCCCCAACUUGUCCACUGUCAUGUAACUGCUAAACCAAGUGGCAAUAAGUUUUAUUGCACCUUCAUAUAUGGCUACUCAAAUAAGAAAGGGAGGGAAUCCCUUUGGAUGGAUCUUUGCUCUCUUGCAACUAUGAUCUCUUCAGCUUGGGUGAUCAUGGGGGACUUCAAUGCUAUUAUGGCAAUUGAAGACAGGAUUGGUUCUACUUCAAAACUGUGGGGAGACAUUAUACCUGGACCAACAAACAAGAUGGUUCAGCUAGAGUGUUCACUAGAAUUUAGGGUUCUUGCUAACAAUCAAUGGGAGGACACUUUCCCAUCUGCUGAAGCUGCUUAUUUACCUGAAGAAGAAUUGGACCACUGUCCUAUGAUCUUGAGUUGCUAUAAAACUGUCCAGCAGAAGAAGCCCUUCAGGUUCUACAAUAUGUGGAUCCAUUCUGAUAAGUUCAUGCCCUUGAUUGAAACAAACUGGAAAAAAGAUGUUCAUGGCUGCCACAUGUUUAGAGUUCUACAGAGAUUGAAAUGGAUCAAAGUAGAAUUGAAGAUUCUGAAUAAAUCUGGGUUUGAUGUAGUGGAAGCUACUGAUAUUAAUACCCAUGCUGAACUCCUUGUGGCUCAGAAUGCUCUCCAUGCUGCACUUGGUGACAGCCAGUUAGCUACUGAGGAGAAAGAAGCUAAUGCAGCCUACCAACAGGCUCACCAGAAUUAUCUAUCCUUCCUUCCUCAAACAGCCAAACUCAAAUGGCUUGAACUAGGAGAUGAAAACUCUAGACUCUUUCAUUUGAGUAUAAAACAAAGGAGGAAGCAGAACAAGAUCAACUCUAUUCAUGAUCAAGAGGUGAAUUGGGUUCAGUCCAGUGAUGGGGUUCAAAAUGCUUUUACUCAAUUCUAUACCACACUCUUUGGUGUAACCAUGGAAAAUAGGACUGCAGUGAAGACAAUUGUGAUAGAUCAAGGGGCUAGACUGAAUGAGGAUCAUCUAGCUAUUUUGAGAGCUCCAAUAGAUUAA